AUGGAUCCUUACAACCAUUUAUUUUCAGUGACAUGUGGAAAUCCUCCAAGUCUGGCAGGAAUGAUGCUACGCAAAGUUCCAAAAAAUCAGUUUAAUUGUUCUGUUGAACUCAAUUGCCCAAAUAAAUGUAUAUGUAACAAAACUGAAGCACUCAGCCUCGUAACCAUCCACUGUGAUGAAAAGUAUUUUGAAAAUAAUCUCCCAAAGACAUGUCCAUAUGCUGAAAGGAUAAACCUCAAUAUCAAAUCUAACAAAUUGACAAAACUCUCUUCCAGAGAAUAUCUUGGUAAUGUAUCACAAUUUGAUGUAUCUCAGUGUGCAAUUACAACCAUAGAUACAUCGUUUGUUGACAUGAUACAAGAUGCCCGUUUCGAUGCUUUAUUAUUAAAUGAUAAUAAACUUGAAACGAUACCAAGAUCUUUUAAACACCUUAAUUUCAGCAAUGGACAGGUCCUUGCAUUGGAUGGAAAUCCAUUCAUUUGUGAUUGCCAUACACGAUGGAUGAAAAUUUGGCUUCGUUCGAACAAAAAGUACAUUUUACGACGGAAUAACAUCAGAUGCGCAACUGGACCAGGUGAGGGCAAGCCAAUACAUGAAGUACCAGACAAUUUAUUUAUUUGCCAAACUUUUUCAAACAUCGACGGACUACUUUCCGUGAUUGGCUCAAUUAUAUUUGUCGCUCUUCUACUUGUUAUAUUGUCGCGUAAAUCUAAAAGUAUACAAGUGUUCAUGAUAUCACAUUUUGAUAUAUGCAGGUAUUUCUGCCGGAAGAGAAAACACCGCCAGUUGUCGUUCGAUAUCUUCAUCCCUCAUUCAUGUGAGGACGAUGAUAUCAUUAAAAUCAUUGUUGAUUAUCUUGAAAACCACCAUCCACCAUAUAGGGUAUGUAUUGGUGAGAAAAACUUUAAACCAGGUAAAACAAUAUCUGAAAAUAUACUCGAUGCCAUUGAGUCCAGUCAAACAACUUUGCUUGCCAUUUCCAACAACUUCCUCAGAAGCUCGUGGUGUAACAUGGAGUUUCGUGAAGCUCACAUGAGGUUUCUGAAAGACAGGAAUAUUAAUAUGGUGCUGAUUAUGUUAGAGGAAUUAGACAACAAUCUUAUUGGCAAGGAAUUAAAAUUCUACAUGGAAUCGCAUGUGUACAUCAAGUAUAGGGACAAUCAGUUUUGGGCAAAGCUUUUACAUAGCCUUCCUAUUAUGAUUGAACCGUCUGAUACCGAAAGAUAA
Messenger RNA from Ruditapes philippinarum (Manila clam), 1227 nucleotides. Its product is annotated as protein toll-like. Gene Ontology annotation, biological process: toll-like receptor signaling pathway; immune response. The record is from RefSeq and is a predicted model, not a curated record. Gene Ontology annotation, molecular function: transmembrane signaling receptor activity. Gene Ontology annotation, cellular component: membrane. The coding region runs from base 1 to 1227 and encodes 408 amino acids. Lineage: Eukaryota; Metazoa; Mollusca; Bivalvia; Venerida; Veneridae. The transcript has a single exon.